This is a messenger RNA of Atta colombica, 4259 nucleotides long. It is a transcript of the gene Eip74EF, whose product is annotated as ecdysone-induced protein 74EF. Gene Ontology annotation, biological process: cell differentiation; regulation of transcription by RNA polymerase II. The transcript has 8 exons. Gene Ontology annotation, cellular component: nucleus. The record is from RefSeq and is a predicted model, not a curated record. Bases 1348 to 3075 code for a protein of 575 amino acids. Gene Ontology annotation, molecular function: DNA-binding transcription factor activity, RNA polymerase II-specific; sequence-specific DNA binding. NCBI's taxonomy places the organism in Eukaryota, Metazoa, Arthropoda, Insecta, Hymenoptera, Formicidae.
CUCGCUGUGAUGCGCGCCUCGUGACACGCGGUGCUAGAAUCGUGCGUGUUCUUUUGCAUCGUCGAAAAAAAUCGGAAGAAAGAAAUGCGAAAGAGAGAGAUAAGAGAGUAAGAGGAGUGAUCUCGCUUAUUUACGCGCUCCGCGAGAGUGGUGUAAGGAGUGAACGAAGUAGGAAGAGAAAGAGGAACUCUGUCGGCGAACAUCUCCAAGUUUGACCGGGGACACGUGUCAAGAUCAAAUAGCAUUUUCCAUGGCGAUCAUGGUACGGGAUAAAAGUAUAUUAUAGCUUUGACAAUCGAGUUCCAGAGAUAUACGUGAAACUCGUAUAGGAUUAAAUUAACACAUCGAGACGAAGAAAGUUGAUGAAAGAGAAUAACAAAUUUGUUUAGAUUUAUUGUACAUUUUAGAAGAGACGCAUACCGUUUAAUUUAAAAUAGAUCGCUAAUCCAAUCGAUCGAAGUGAAUUGUAGUUAGUUUAUUGUCGACAGGUUGUUUACAAUCGUUGCAUUGUACAUUGACUGUAGUGCUGUCAUAAGCACGUGAUACUGUUCGUCGGAGUGAUUUAAAAGACACGGAAUUUUACCGAUUUAUGAUUCUUUCGAGAACUGCCAUAGACAAUAAUUAGUGUCAGUGUGCUUUCUUCCGGAAAAAAUCUCUCUCUCUCUCUCUCUUGAGAGAGAGAGAGAGAGAGAGAGAGAGAGAGAGAGAGGAGAAAGAAAUAGAUAAAUUAAAUAGAUAGAUAAGGUGUGUAAUCCUAUAUAUAAUUUUAGGGCAAGCCUUCUAAAAACAAAACAGAAAGCGCACAAAAGAUAUACAUAGAAUACAAGAAAGAAAAAUAAUAUAAAAUAAUAAGAAAGAUAAAAAUAAAAUUUAAAAGAGAGAUAGAACGUGCGUGCGUGCGGGUGGAUACGUGGCCGCGUGCGUGCAUCGUGUAGUGCACGCGCGUGAUGCAAGUCGUGCAGACUGUCGCAACUCCCGCCGGAUAAAUAAUCGCGGUGAAUCGACGUCGACUCGCACAUCGGAAGAAAAAAAUCAUCGCGAGGGUGGGAAGACUCGCGGUGCGAGGAAGGGAACGUUGCCGCAGUAGGUACAGUGAGAGCGGAAGGAGUCAGGUGCCGGGAAACAAGCCCCGGAGACGUUAGUGCUUCACUUCCUUCUUCCUGAGUUCCGCGCGUCGCAAGACGGAAUGCGACAGGUGAACAAUAGCGUGUAGAAAAGAAAAAGGAAUUGAACCAUUUGAGUGCGACAUACGAGGGAGACGAAAGAAGUAGGGAAGUCUUGGAGGAGGUUAGAUGUUAGAAGGUGCGGGGGUGGCUAAAGUGGCCCCGCCGCUGGGUACGGGUCCCGAUGCCGGUCCCCGUAUCGCAAACGCCCACAUUAACCUCCACCCUUGUACCCAAGGAGGAAUCAAACAUGCCCUUCAUAGACGACGAACUAUUUUGGUAUUCUGACAAUGACGGAAAAAUGGAUUUAACCCAGUGCCUUCAGAGCAACACGGGCCAAUCGGUAGAGUUUUCUACGAUGGAGCUAAGUGCUCUAGUAGGAACUCCAACGGCAUCGAAUGUGCCGGUGGAGGAAGGUGCGGGUAUGUCCGUUGUUGCAGGGGAGGAACUUUUCGAUCCCCUAGACUUCCUAAGGGAGCUCGAAGCAGAGGCCAGCCAACCCACCUCCACCACAACGCCUUCUUCCUACAAAAGACAGAGGCACAAUAUCGCUGCCGCGAAUCCUUUAUUAGCAGAAAAAUUAGCAGCGCCUUCAACGCAAGCAUCUCCAACUUCCAUCCCUUACGCCUCAAGGGCGGAAAUCAAGACGGAAAAUAUUCAACCUGAGACAAGUAAAGUGGAUACCAGGGAAGUCCAACCGCAUGACCCGAGCGAGAAAGAACAGCUAGGCCUCGCAAGUGUAAAAGUGGAACCAGGAUCCACCAGCGCGACGACUACUAGUAGCACAGGAACCCGUCUGCUCCAUGGUAUCCUCUCUCAGCAUCCCCAGCAGCAUAGUCUGGGGCUGCAAAAUGGAUAUGGCCGACACUUAGCCGGUCACGCACAGAUGGGCCAACCGCCUUAUACCACUGCCGCUAUCGCCACGACAAAUACGCCAGCAGGAAGCGGAUCACUGCCAGCGAGCCCAGCGGACAGCGGAGUCAGCGACGUCGAGUCCAGCACGUCCUCCGGCGGCAACGAGGACGCGAAUCUCUUACUGAAAGCAAGGCUCAAUCCUAAUUCAUCCCUCCAGCCGAGUCUGGCGUCUCAUCACUCCCAUCUGUCGUCGGCAGCACUCGGCAGAUCGGCCUGCCACAGCCCCGGUGUGUAUCCGGGGUCGACGGCAAGCUUCCUGUCGCCCACCUAUCAUCCUCAUCAGCAUCCUAUCACCUCCCAGUAUCAUCCACAUCGGGGGAGUUCGCCACACCAUCAGCACAAUAAUCAUACUAUGGGCCCGACGAUGGGACCGCCCCACCACCACCAUCAUCAUCAAGCGCAGGGUCUCCAGCAUCACUUGCAUUACCGUCAGCCAUCCUCACUGUCCGACAGCUACAACAGUUAUAUAAACAUGUAUGGCGGAGGUGGACAGUUUGCAACCCCCUGUACCCCGAGCCCGCCGCGGGGACCCGGCGGUGUACCCACCAGCGUGAUCCAGGCGGCUACCAGUUCGGUCUCGGACGAUCUCUACCUUCUCGAGCUCGGCUUCCCGUCGCGCUCGAAGAAGAACAAGCUGAAGAAACCUCGACAGGGUGGCGAAGGUGGAGCCGCAGUAAAGCGGAAGUCGCGCGAGGGUUCGACCACGUACCUGUGGGAAUUCCUGCUCAAACUGCUGCAGGAUCAUGAAUACUGUCCGCGCUACAUUAAAUGGACGAAUCGCGAACGGGGCAUUUUCAAGCUGGUCGACAGCAAGGCGGUCUCGCGACUUUGGGGCAUACACAAGAACAAGCCGGACAUGAAUUACGAGACGAUGGGCAGAGCACUGCGCUAUUACUAUCAGCGCGGCAUCUUGGCGAAGGUGGACGGCCAGCGGUUAGUCUACCAGUUUGUCGAUGUGCCGAAGGACAUCGUCGAGAUCGAUUGUACGGGCGCAUGAGACAGGGAGUCGGCCCGUCCCGUGGGGCACGAGAGAGAGAAAAAGGAAAAGAAGGAAGUAGAGCAGCACAGCGUCUCGGCGCGGGCCCCGCGCGAACGUCGACCUCCACCGUUGUCGUUGUCAUUGUCAUUGUCAUCGCUGUCGCUGUCGUUAUCGCUGAUGCGACGUCGCGGAUCCGUCGCAGGGCCCUAUCCGCGCGAAAGGUCACCGUUCAGCGGUUCUCUUUAUCGAGACGCGCCGACCUGGCACAUCCCUCAGAUGUUGUAAAGCGCGAUCUCUUUUUCUCCUUUUCUUUUUUUCCCCUCUCUUUCGCUGUCUGUCUCUCCCUACCCGCUUCUCUGUCCCUUUCUCUCUCUCUCUCUCUCUCUCUCUCUCUCUCUCUCUCUCUCUAUUUCCAUCUUUCUCUCUGGCUUCGUUUGUUCCUUGUAUUAUACCUAUGUAAAUGUAUAUUAUGGCGCCGCGUGACGAUGUCGUCAGAGGUAGUCCCGACCCAGUACUUCGUCCUGCGUCCUUUCUUCUCCUGCGGCCCCGUUUCUUUCUCGCGUAAAAUCGGGACAGGACGGCGCCCGACUCGUUGAAAUUUGUACAAAAUUUAGUUCUUAACGUGUCGAGAAUGGGAAACUAAAGAUUUUAUCUGGUGUACCUUGCGGGAGGGACACUAUGGACAAAUUACUUAAGCCGCGAAGCACCGGAAAGCGAGAAAUUGUAUAUUCAAAAGAGCAACAAAUUAUUUAUUGUAUAUUAGACAUUUAUAUAUGUUACCUAAGAAAAUUGUUACGCGCGUGAUCUGCGCAAAUGGAAAAUGUAUGGAAACGGACGAAAGUUAUAAAAAAAAAUGAAACGAAAUGAGGGCUGUGAAAAGGAUUACGAUACGGAGAGGAGAAAAGAGAAGAGGAGACGAGACGAGACGAGACGAGACGAGACGAGAUGAGAUGAGAUGUGUAGUGGAACGGGAAAGGAUGAGAAGCGUCUCUUAAAGUUUCAGAGCGAGCUCAGGGAGGGUACACAUUAUAUUUUUUUAAGUAUAAGCGGAAGGGUUUGACCCUUCCGAUUCGUGAGCUGAGGGUUCAACAACGCAAGGUGCUGGCUAAUAAACAUGCAUACACGUAUACACUUGUAUACACACAUACAUACACACACGCACACCGAGGUCCAAGAAAAUUAUUAUUUAGCAACCUAGUGUU